Messenger RNA from Papilio xuthus (Asian swallowtail), 1428 nucleotides. RefSeq names its product forkhead box protein L1-like. Gene Ontology annotation, biological process: cell differentiation; regulation of transcription by RNA polymerase II; anatomical structure morphogenesis. Gene Ontology annotation, molecular function: RNA polymerase II cis-regulatory region sequence-specific DNA binding; DNA-binding transcription factor activity, RNA polymerase II-specific. The transcript has a single exon. Lineage: Eukaryota; Metazoa; Arthropoda; Insecta; Lepidoptera; Papilionidae. The record is from RefSeq and is a predicted model, not a curated record. The coding region runs from base 15 to 974 and encodes 319 amino acids.
CUCCGCCCGGCAACAUGUGCAGCGGUGCUGACGGCGGGCCCUGGCCCCCUAAAGACGCGCCCAAUGUGACCGCCGCCGCCCUCGACCACUAUCGACUGCAGCUGUACAACUACGCCGUGGUGGAGCGGCUGCGGCUGUACCCUCCGGCGCCGUGCUACGCGCCCUACGCACCGCGCCUCGCGCUUUCCAUGUCCCUGCUGCAGCAGCGCGCGCUACAGCCUGAAGAGCCAAAGCCCCAGCAUAGCUACAUCGGCCUCAUCGCUAUGGCCAUACUUAGCUCUCCGGAACGCAAGCUCGUUCUCUCUGACAUCUAUCAGCACAUCCUGGACAACUACCCCUACUUCCGCUCGAGAGGGCCUGGCUGGCGAAACUCUAUCAGGCACAACUUAUCCUUAAACGAUUGCUUCGUGAAAGCAGGAAGAUCAGCAAACGGAAAAGGACAUUACUGGGCGAUUCACCCAGCGAAUAUUGAAGACUUUCGAAAAGGUGACUUCCGGCGACGUAAAGCGCAGAGAAAAGUAAGAAAACACAUGGGACUGGCGGUCGAUGAUGACGGCGAAGACUCACCGUCGCCGCCACCGCAGUCGCCGCCGCCGACGACUCUGCCUCUUCCGUUCUGGGGUGGUGGGCGGCUGCCUGGGGGUGGAGUGGCUCGGAAGCGGCAGUUCGACGUCGCCUCGCUUCUUGCGCCGGACGAGGCUCCGGAGAAGCGUAGGCGGGACAGCAGCGGCGAGGAGGAAGUGGAGGAAGACAUCGACGUUGUGGCGAGCGACCAGGAAGAGAGAGUGGAAGAGGAGUCCCGGGCGCCGCUUGCGCCGGCCGCGCAUUACCCUCUGCUGGGCGCCUGGUGGCCAGCCCUGGACCCCGCACUGCUGCAGCAGUUACGCCGGCACGCCGCACCCCAUACACAGGCGGUUCCAAUGCCACAGAGCUCGAUAAGCCCCGUAGACCAGCACAGGCCGCCUGAUACUUAAACUGUGAUGGUGAAAUUACGUGACAGCGUUGUAUAUUAUGUGAAUAUUCAGUAUUAUCUCCCCGGUGACACUGAUUAGUGUUAACCCGCCGUUUAGUCCUAUCUACGUGUAGUAUUUUUCAAUCAGCGCGCGUUGAAGUCUUUUGCAAGUGAAAUAUAAUAUUAAACACCCUGUGUUCUUGUGAAAGUUUCCCUCCUUGCAAUGACUAUUUAAAUUGAUGUAUGUAUGUACUUUAUACAUUUCUAUGAGUGUACUUAAGCUGGUGAUCGAUGUCUACUUAAUUGGACUUAUUAAGCAAGGAAGUCUGAGAACGACCAAGUGACUGUAGAUAUAUUCCUAGUGCUACUUGUAUAUAUCGUGAAAGGUGUCUACUUAUCGUUGUUAUAAUACUUAACCGUAUGUUGUUUAUUUACUAGAGGAGCAUUGAAUUAAAUAUUAUAAUACAACAACUCUA